Molecule: messenger RNA, 3177 nt
Organism: Zea mays
Lineage: Eukaryota; Viridiplantae; Streptophyta; Magnoliopsida; Poales; Poaceae
Exons: 13
Coding region: 243-1865 (540 amino acids)
Source: RefSeq, a predicted model, not a curated record
GUGGGCCGCUAGCUUCUCCGUGGGCGCUUGGGCGGAGAUCUAGAUAGCGCUGCACGCCGCUGCUUCUCCUUCCCCGCGAGUGUCCGCUCCGUACGCCGGCGACUACGAUCCUGUUUCUGGUGAAAGGGAGUGUUGCAUUCCCCAUCAGCACUGUUACUGACGGCCGCCGCGUGGUGUUCCCGACGUGUGCUACCAUCUCCAAUACACCCAAUCCUCAAUGUGUCGACGAUCCACGCAGAUCGAUGGACUACACACUUCUACCAGAUUUAACAACGUAUAAAAAACAUGCGAUAAUCCAGGUCCAUGUCUCAAGAAAAUGGUCUUUCCAUGGUGCCACUGAAAAUGGUCCCUUGCAGCACAUCGACAUGGUCCUAUCAGAUUGCAAGGGUAAUAGUAUGUAUGCUGAAAUACCAGCAAAUCUUGCCGAAGAAAAGGGAGCACUCAUCGAAACAAAUCAGAUCUACGACAUCAGUCGUUUUAGAGUUACUGCAGCAAAAACAGCCUACAAACCCAUUGAUGGUGACAAGAUGAUACAAUUUACGAUUUACACAAUUAUCAAGCCUGCAAGUAACCCACCACCUACAUUUUCUUUAUAUAUCUAUCAAUUAACUCCAUUUGAUGAGAUUGAAUCUCAAAUUCAGCACAAGACCAAAUUUCUAGAUGUUCUUGGAACUAUAACCGAGGUAACUGCUUUGAAGACAGUACACAUAGAAGGACAGCUCAGCCCCACUAUUAUUAGAGACAUAAUGAUAGAAGAUCUAAGCCGCAAAACUCUCAAAAUCACUCUUUGGGCAAAACGAGCAACAUCAUUUACAAUACAAAAUGUGUAUGACCCAGUUAGCAAAAAGCCAAUUCUUGCUCUUUUUGUUGGUUGCCUACCUAAAUUCUACAAAGGUGUUUACUUAAGUGGUGGUGCGGCUUGCCAUUGGUAUUUCAAUCCCGCAAUACCUGAAGCUGAAGCGUACCAAAAUAGCUCCACCUUCCUACACAACCGGAACAUGCACUACAAACCUUCCAACCUCCAAGACACGGGAUAUGAAUGCACAGUGACAGUCACCGAAAUAGAUACAUCAAACACAUGGUGGUAUCCAUCAUGCACAAAAUGCGGCCGAAAAACAACUCCACAUAAUACAACAUAUUAUUGUGAUUUGUGUAAGUGGGAUGGCUACAAAUUCAAAUACAAGCUCAAAUUUCGAGCAUCAGAUGCAACAGCCAUAGCACAAAUGUUUUGCUUUGAUAACAUAGCACGAUAUAUUGUUGGCAAAUCUUGCAAAGUUAUCUUACGAUCUACAAAUGCAGCGACACCAAUUCCUCCAGAUUUAGCUCAGAUUGUUUCACUGAAAUUCACCUUUAGAGUAAUACCAGAUGACAGUUCUUUCGAUAACCAAGACCAGGUCCCCAUUGCCCUUCGCAUCAUCUCUAUAACUGCAGCGCAUGGUAGACAACAUGCACUACCAUUGAAGCCAACCAAUAUCAUAGAAGGUACAUCAACACCACAGAACAAGUUACAACUGCAGUUAAUCGAGAACUCACCAUCAAAUCCUUUUCAAAAUUUAUCCACAAGUACUCCACCACCCAAACAGGCUACAAGGAAGCUAAUAUAUCCACCGCUCAGUAACCCCCUCACAUAUCAACAUACUCCCAAGUCUGAUGGCGAAGAAGAAAUUACAGAGCAAACAAUGGACACCAGUCAAAUCAAAGGAAAAAAAGUAUGCACUCAUUCGAAUCUCCUCCAAAAAGGUUCAAGAAAGGAAGCUUACAUAUCCAAAGCAAUGAUGACGAUGUCCAGGAGAACUAAACACAGAUGUUUAGAGCACCAAAUUUUCUUGCUUUUGACACGAUGUCUUCUACAAACUUUGGUGUAAUCCGAUCUAAAACGUAUUUGCCUGCCAAAGUCCCUACGAACUUUCUUUUGAUGUAAACAAUAUAUCCAUGCCGAAACAAAUACUACAACUAGAAAGGCAUGUAGCUAUAGUUCUGACAUGUCAUCUUUUGCGGUCUUUAGGACCAAUAUUCUGGUGCCUCAACAAAUAUGUACAUAUAACUAGGAAUUUGCUAUCAACUAUGGUUAGCUUACAACCCACUGUAAUAUAACACAUCCAAUCUGGACGUGAUCCUAUAUUUGCAUAUCCCAACUUUUCAGUGGUACAAACAUAUUCGUGCUUGCAUAUUUUUUCAUUCAUAUUACAUACCGUCUUCUACGCAUAUAUUACUAAGAUACAAAUUGCUUAUAUACACCCACAACAUCAAUUUACUUAAUGUCUAUAUACAUCAAAUCAGCUAUUCAAUUAUGUUAUAAAAAACUCGUGCAAGGCGCGAGCAAGUUUCUAGUAAGGGGUAAGAAAGGGGAUUGACCUCCGGUCGCGUCGCGCCCUCUCGCAAGCUCAGAGUCCUCAUCCCGAAGGCGAUCCACGUCGCCACGAGCCCCGUCGCACUCCACGCACAAGGAUGACGGCUCGCCUCGAAGCGGAUUUUUUUUGUAUAAAUUUUGUUUCGGCCAUCAUGAGAGGUUGAAUAUUUCGUUAUAUAUAUUUAUCAUGGCAAGAUCUGUCGUGACGACGGUAAUAAUUUGCUCCCCCGAUUGUGGGUUGGAGCGAAAACUCCUUCCUUGAAACAAGUACAUGUGUACUUAUAAUUAAUUAAUUAUAUGAUCUUUAUUUGAUUUAGGUAUCCAUGAACAGAACAACAUGAUGGAUGAUAGAGCUACGAAGACGAUCUGGUUGGAUGAAGAAGACACGCGAAUACGUGUUGGCCAAGAACAUGGCUUCGUCAGUUGAAGAUAAUACAUUGACAGAAACAUGGAAAACAAAGAUGCUUGUAACUGACUCGAUCGAGGAACGAGGAUGCAGGGUUAUACUGAAGCUUAACUACUAAUCAUAGUCUCUUUAUUUAGCAUUCAACACGUAAUAAUGCAGCAUUUAUGUUAACUCGUUCGAUCCAUUGGAUAGCAUUCGCUAGGUGUAACAAAAAAAAUUGACUUUAGAUUGUAAAACAAUGCUGAAACAAGUUUUUUUUAAAAUUAAAAAAAGAAGACGACGAGAGUAGAAGCGAUAUAAUAAUCUAUCGAUUGCGUUUGAGAGAAUCUGCUGCUGCUACUUCUUGUCAAUCGAACAUCGAUCCUCCGGUACUGGUGACGGUGGACUCAGCGUCCGAUAUAUCUCCGCGUUCGGGCCUCGC